Messenger RNA from Pungitius pungitius (ninespine stickleback), 6225 nucleotides. It is a transcript of the gene ace, whose product is annotated as angiotensin I converting enzyme (peptidyl-dipeptidase A) 1. NCBI's taxonomy places the organism in Eukaryota, Metazoa, Chordata, Actinopteri, Perciformes, Gasterosteidae. Gene Ontology annotation, cellular component: plasma membrane. Gene Ontology annotation, biological process: proteolysis. Gene Ontology annotation, molecular function: peptidyl-dipeptidase activity; metallopeptidase activity. The coding region runs from base 223 to 4089 and encodes 1288 amino acids. The record is from RefSeq and is a predicted model, not a curated record. The transcript has 25 exons.
GAGUGUGGGCUGGCUCAAGCUGACACUUAAAGACGCUCGCGGUGGCUCCUGUGCAUUCCCCCAGCAGACCGGCUGGGAUGCUCACAGCGCAGUAGAAGAGACUUCAGCCUCUGGGGUGGGGGGUGGGGGGAAGGUGUACCCGCACUGGAGCACGUGUAUUUUUAGCUCUUCCUUCCAACUCUUUCACUUUGCAGUCUUUCUUUUUUUGUGCAAAGAGUAGCCAUGGGCGACGGCGUGGGCGGGCGUCCGCUGCCGGUGCCGGUGCUGAUGCUGCUGCUGCUGCCGGUCCCGGGACUCUCUGAGGCUCUGACGGUGAGCUGGACGCCAGGAGACUACCAGAACACCGCGGAGGACGCACUGAGGUUCCUCAGCGACUACAACGCCACUGCUGAGGAGGUGCUAUUCCACAGCGUGUCUGCCAGCUGGAGCUACAACACCAACAUCACGGACCACAACGCCCAGCUGCAGGUAACCGCAUCGCUGGAAGAGCAGGCCUUCGCCUCAGCGUGGGGGUUGAAGGCCAAGCAGGUCUUCACUGGCGAGCUCCUCGACUCCCUCCCCGACCCGUCAGACAAGAAGCUCAUAGACAAGAUCAAAAUACUGGGAGUCGCCAACCUGCCCCAGAAAGAAAGGGAGGAGUACAACACAAUUCUCAGCAUCAUGGACAACAUUUAUUCAACGGCCAAGGUGCAUCCAGCCCCGAACAUCAGCUGGAGUCUGGAGCCUGAUCUCACAGAUAUAAUGGCCAACUCCAGGAGCUACAAGAGGCUGCUGUACGUGUGGGAGGCCUGGCACAAUAAGUCAGGUGUACCUCUCCGGGACCACUACCCCAAGUUCGUGGCGCUCAGCAACAAGGCCUCUGAAGCUGACGGGUUUGAAGACACUGGAGCUGACUGGCGUUCUUGGUACGAGUCCGCGACCUUUGAGCAGGACAUCGAGGAGCUCUACAGGACCAUUGAACCCCUCUACCAGAACCUGCACGCCUUCGUGCGCCGCAAGCUGUACGACCAGUACGGCCCCAAGUACAUCAACCUUAAAGGACCCAUCCCCGCUCACCUGCUAGGAAAUAUGUGGGCCCAGACCUGGAACAACAUUUACGGGAUGAUGAUCCCAUUUCCUGAUAAACCCAACCUGGAUGUGACUGGUGAAAUGCUCAAGCAAGGCUACAACGCCACACGCAUGUUCCGCGUGGCCGAGGAGUUCUUCACCUCGCUGAACUUGGAGGAGAUGCCUCAGGAGUUCUGGGACGGGUCCAUGCUGGUGAAGCCCGAAGGUCGUGAGGUGGUGUGCCACGCGUCCGCCUGGGACUUUUACAACCGCAGAGACUUCAGGAUCAAGCAGUGCACCACGGUUACCAUGGAGCAGCUCUUCACCGUGCACCACGAGAUGGGGCACAUCCAAUAUUACCUGCAGUACAAGGACCAGCCGGUGGGCUUCCGACGCGGAGCCAACCCGGGCUUCCACGAGGCCAUCGGCGACGUGUUGUCUCUUUCCGUUUCCACCCCCCAACAUCUGAAAAAAAUUGGGCUUCUGGAAACCGUGACCACUGACCACGAAACUGAUACCAACUAUCUUUUAAAGAUGGCCCUGGAGAAGAUAGCCUUCCUUCCCUUUGGCUACCUCAUCGACCAGUGGAGAUGGGGUGUGUUCAGUGGGAAAACGCCACCAGAGCGGUACAACGCCGACUGGUGGUACCUCAGGACCAAGUAUCAAGGCGUCUGCCCCCCCACCAAGCGUACAGAGGCGCACUUUGAUCCUGGCGCCAAGUACCACAUUCCUGGAAACACGCCAUACAUCAGGUAUUUCGUCAGCUUUAUCCUGCAGUUCCAGCUCCACGAAAAACUGUGUGCGGCAGCCAAUCAUACGGGUCCCUUGCACACGUGUGACAUCUACCGCUCCGCAGAGGCUGGGGCCAUUUUAAAGAAGAUCCUCCAGGCCGGCUCCUCUAAACCUUGGCCCGAGGUGCUCCAGGAGGCCAUAGGGACCAGAAAGCUGGACGCCACCUCGCUGAUGAAAUACUUUAACCCCAUUAUUCAGUGGCUGGAGGGGCAAAAUGUCAAUGAGACGUUGGGAUGGCCUGACUUUAACUGGGUCCCGCCCAUGCCUGAGGGCUACCCUGAGGACAUUGACAAGAACACGGACGAGCUCCACGCAAAGAAUUUUCUGGAUGAGUACAACAGCACAGCUGAGGGGGUGUGGAACGCCUACACCGAGGCCUCGUGGACGUACAACACGGACAUCAACGAAGCCAACAAGCAGGCGAUGCUGAAGAAGUCCCUGGAGAUGUCGGCCCACACCCUGGAGUACGGCAAGGCGGCCCGUCAGUACGACACCACGGACUUCCAGGACGGCUCGGUCAAACGCAUCAUUCAGAAGCUCAGCGACAUCGAAAGGGCCGCGCUGCCCACCGCACAGCUGGAAGAGUACAACAAUCUUCUAUCCAACAUGGAGACCAAGUACAGUGUGGCUCAGGUGUGCAGAGAUGAUGGGAAAUGCCAUCCGUUGGAUCCCGAUCUUCAGAAGAUCAUGGCGGAGUCCAGGGAUUACGACGAACUGCUGUUUGCGUGGAAAGGAUGGAGAGACGCUGCUGGCAAAGUGCUUCGCCAGGAUUACAAGAGAUAUGUUGAACUGGCCAACACGGCCGCCAAACUCAACGGUCACUCGGACAACGGGGCUUUCUGGCGCUCCCUGUAUGAGACCCCCAGCUUCGAGGAGGACCUGGAGGCUCUGUGGAAGGAGCUGGAGCCGCUCUAUCAGAACGUGCACGCGUAUGUGCGCCGGGCGCUCUACAAAAAGUAUGGCUCCCAGCACAUCAACCUGAAGGGAGCCAUUCCUGCUCAUCUGCUGGGAAACAUGUGGGCGCAGACGUGGUCGGGCAUUAUGGAUUUGGCGAUGCCCUACCCGCAUGCCACGCAGGUGGACGCCACGCCCGCCAUGGUUUCAAAGGGCUGGAACGCCACCAGAAUGUUCCAGGAAUCCGACAAAUUCUUCACCUCUCUGGGUCUUUUGCCAAUGCCCCAAGAGUUCUGGGACAAAUCCAUGCUAGAGAAGCCGUCUGACGGACGCCAGGUGGUGUGCCACGCCUCCGCGUGGGACUUCUAUAACCGCAAAGACUUCAGGAUCAAACAGUGCACCGUGGUGACUAUGGACGACCUGAUCACGGCGCACCAUGAGAUGGGCCACGUUCAGUACUUCCUGCAGUACAAAGACCAGCCCGUGUCCUUCCGGGAUGGAGCCAACCCCGGCUUCCACGAGGCCAUCGGCGACGUGUUGGCCCUGUCAGUGUCCACGCCCAAACACCUGCAGAGCAUCGGCCUGCUGGACAAAGUGGAGAGCAACCAUGAGAGCGAUAUCAACUUCCUGAUGAGCAUGGCGCUCGACAAGAUCGCCUUCUUGCCUUUUGGUUACCUGAUGGAUCAGUGGAGAUGGAAGGUGUUCGAUGGGCGUAUCCCAUCCACUGAGUACAAUAAAGAAUGGUGGAACCUCAGAAUGAAGUACCAGGGCCUGUGUCCACCUGUAACCCGCACCGAGGAUGACUUCGACCCAGGUGCAAAGUUCCACAUCCCUGCGAACGUGCCAUACGUGAGGUACUUUGUCAGCUUCAUCAUCCAGUUCCAGUUCCACAAGGCUCUGUGUGAUGCCGCCAAGCACGUCGGGCCCCUGCACACCUGCGACAUCUACAAGUCCGCAGAAGCUGGGAAGCUUCUGGGCGACGUGAUGAAGCUCGGCUUCAGUAGGCCUUGGCCCGAGGCGAUGGCCAUGAUCACCGGCCAGCCCAGGAUGAGCGCCCAGCCUCUCAUGCAGUAUUUCCAGCCUCUCAUUCAGUGGUUGGAGGCAGAAAACAACAAGAACAAUGAUGUUCGCGGGUGGCCCGACUACGACUGGAAACCUUCAAGUGAAGCGGAGGCUACGAAGGUGGACUUCCUGGGUUUAAGUGUGGACGGGGCGUCUGCUGUCGCCGGCCAGUGGGUCUUGUUGGUCCUCGGGGUGGUCCUCUUGGUGGCCACCAUGCUUUUGGCCUACAAGUACAGGAGGUCAAAAAGGCCUCAGAGGUCCUCGUCCACCAUGGAGCUCAAGCAGAAGUACUAGCCAUCGACUAGCAGCGGCUAGCAGCGGCUAGCAGCGGCUAGCAGCCAAACCCGUUUUAGUGCUGUAUUGUACAUCUGAUUUAAUCUGCUUUUCUUUUCUUCUGCUUCCUCAUCUAAUCUGCUAUAUUUGUUCUAUACACUUAGACUCAAUUUAUAUUUUUGCCUAUGCAAAAGAAAACUAUAAUUUUUUAAUUUAUUUUAAAGUGUAAAUUGUUGAGAAGAAAUGUUUUUUAAUCAAUGUUCAAGUUUUAACAUUUUUUGAAUCUUCGAUUUUGUUUCUUUUGUUGUUGAAUCUGCAUUUCUAUAAUAACAUGAAAUAUUGAUUCUGCGUUUGAUGUGUAAGAUAUUCUGUAAAACACACAAUGAUGACGGUAACAAUUGAACCGCGGAGGUUGGUUAAAGCAAUUUAACGAAAUAGAAACUGAAACAAGAGUUUGUGGCUUCAGCAGACUGAACAUUUUAUAUGACCUAGUACAUUUAAAAUUGUACUAUUUUUACAUUAUACAUAUGGCAUUUUUAAGUGAUAUUUACAUAUUUUUUAAUUGCAUAAUGUAUGACUUUAAAAAUAUUAUUUUACAAACUUAUUUAUACACAAUAUCAUUAUUGUUUUAACUAAAUUUUAAAAUAAUUUGAAUGGACAUAAAAUGUUUUUUUCGUCUGCCAUGCAAUACUAUGUGAUUUGCAUGAUGAUGAUAUGACUUUAUCAAUACUAUCAAUUUUGAAUUUAAAUUAUAAUUAGGGCCGGCACAAAAUAUUGAUCUAAUUAAUUAGAGGCUUUGUAAUUAAUCGAAAUUGAUCGCAUUUUAAUUGCAUAAAUAUUUGACCUGAGAACAGUGAGAAGUAAUUUUUUUCCACAUGGAUUUUUAUUUUUGUUCAACCAAUUCCAGCAGACAAGUGUAGAAAUAGCAUAUUUAGAAAUAUAGUACUUUCAAAAAUUCAGGUAGCCUAUAGGUAAGUAGACCUGUAAACUAGUUUUUUUUUAAAAGUAGACCAAUACUUUCAAGUACAUUCAUAACAUUGGUUAUUUUUUCAGACGUGGACUUAGUUACCCUGGUCCUUAAACCAGUCAUCUGGUGCAGUGUGGGUUGGGUGUGGGUCCUUGUACGUCCACGCUAGCUGCUAGUUGUGUUGCGUUGAGGUGAUACUUGAGGCUCGAUGUGAAUUCCUUGUUGCACAGCUUGCACACAACCACGCUCUUAUCGACGCUUCCAUCCGUGUGUUUAUUAUAAUAAGAUUUCCCAUUCACGGGGCCAACCGACACGGUCUCGUCAGCUUCUUCGUUCAUGUUCACUGUGGUUUGUUGUUGUCUGAAGUCAUGAACGCUAGUUGGUGCUCCAGUAUAAUUGGUCCUCCGAAACUCAUCCAGUGAGAAACGUUCCGCGGUGCAAAAAACAAGUGUAAAAAUGCGUAAAAAAUGUUUAAUGUGUUAUUUUUUGUGUAAUUAAUUCAUCUUAAUUCACAUUGUAAUUAAUUAAUCGUAAUUAACGCGCUAAAGUCCUGGCCCUAAUUUUAAAUUAAACAAACAGUGACACUGUGAAUCAUCGUGAGUUCUGGUGUCUAGUGGAAUCAAAGCUGACCUUCCUGAUCCACAUUUGGGAUUUGAUUCUCUCUCCUCAAGGUGCCGUGUGUCAAACGUGUUUAUUUCUUCCGGGAUUUAUUCUCCACUCAGCUGAGGAGGACCUUCAGACUGGUUUAGCUCCAUAGGGGAGUCGGUAUGGAUCCUCUCAAUUCACACGCGGGCAUCAGCACACAUGUCGAAAAAAGUGAAGUAAGGAUCACAGCAUAAAAGUAGUGAAAUCAACUAGGGCUUUAUUAGAAAUGCCAUUAUAUGACUUUACUUGACCUGCAAUUCUAUUAUAACGGUAUGGAACGGUUGUGGAUUCCAGUCAGGGCUUCAAACUGUAAACUUUGAAACAGUUUUGAGGUCUAGUUAACAAUCCCAAGGUCUAAUAUGAGAAACGGACACAAUGAGGCAUGUGCUUGAAUAGCUCAAGGGAACAACUGAAGGGCUGCAGGCUCCAACCUGCUGUCUGAGGUUGUGGGUUCAUGCCCCUUAAUGCAGACAUCACUUCUGCUUUGAAAGAGUUUUGAGGUUUGAGUAGCAGUCUCAAGGUUAAAUGCGAGAAACAAAAAUAAU